GUUCCUGGGCGGCGCGGCGCGCGCCCCUGGCGGCCGCGGCCGCGGCAGGCAAAUCCCCCACAGCGUGCAGAGCGCGCGCCCGGCGGGGCGCCGGGCCGCAGGUUUGGUGAUACAGAUGACACGGGCGCGGCGCUUUGGGAGCGCCCGACCAGCCGAGCGAGGGCCGGGGCGCGACUGAUGGGGGCCGCCCGGGAUUAG
Messenger RNA from Monoraphidium neglectum, 198 nucleotides. RefSeq lists its product as hypothetical. NCBI's taxonomy places the organism in Eukaryota, Viridiplantae, Chlorophyta, Chlorophyceae, Sphaeropleales, Selenastraceae. The transcript has a single exon. The annotation marks the transcript as partial. The record is from RefSeq and is a predicted model, not a curated record.